Molecule: messenger RNA, 1062 nt
Organism: Malaclemys terrapin pileata
Lineage: Eukaryota; Metazoa; Chordata; Testudines; Emydidae
Product: dual specificity protein phosphatase 26-like
Exons: 3
Coding region: 29-607 (192 amino acids)
Biological process (GO): negative regulation of MAPK cascade; protein dephosphorylation
Cellular component (GO): cytoplasm
Molecular function (GO): protein tyrosine/serine/threonine phosphatase activity; MAP kinase phosphatase activity
Source: RefSeq, a predicted model, not a curated record
GCUAAAUCAAUACAUAACCAAAGGGUCAAUGUCUGAAGACGGUCAGAACCUUCCGAACCAUCAGCGUUUCCCAUCUGCCACUCCUUCGGUCAAAGAGCUGGAGCAUAUUUUGGACAGCUGCAGGAUGGAAUUAAAUCAUGUGGAUGAAGUGUGGCCUAACCUGUAUUUAGGUGAUAUCUUGAUUGCACAUGACAAAGAAGAACUGAGGAAACUUGGCAUCACCCAUGUACUGAAUGCGGCACAUUCCACAUGGGAAAGUAAAGGAGAUCAAGCCUUCUAUGGCCAGGAAAUCCAUUAUUGUGGAAUAGCUGCAGAAGAUUCAACUGAUUUUAACCUGCGUGAGCAUUUCUACCCUGCCUCAGAGUACAUUAAUAACGCACUGAGUGCUCUGAACGGAAAGAUCUUAGUUCACUGUGUUGUUGGUAAAAGCAGAUCCGCCACCUUGGUGCUGGCUUACCUUAUGAUCUACCAUCACUUCUCACUGACUGAUGCUGUCCAAUGUGUCAUCCAGCACCGAGCCAUUUCACCAAACCGAGGGUUCCUGAAACAGCUACACGACCUAGAUGUUGAAUUGCGAGACAGGACAAACCUGUGUGAGCUCUUAUAAUAUGGGGGGAAGAAAAAAGAUCAAUAGUGACUACAAAAUAUGAAGUGCCACACAGUGUUAAAGGAAGUAAAAAGAUUAAAUGAAUCUGAACCAAAAUUCUAGUACCAAGCCUACCCCUCUCCAAAAUUUUAUGAUGGGGGAUCUCAUAAUCUGAACUUGGAUCUGGCUCUGAAUUUCACAUCUUAUCUCCCCUCUCCCUCAAACUGGCUUAACUCUAACCUUGAUCUGAAUAAUACUGAUCUUUGGGAUAAUUGUCACCUAUUGAGUCUCCAUUUGUAUCUGCUGCUCUUCUGGGAUUGAUCCCAUAUUUCGCAGUAAUCCUGGCUGAAGAGAACCUGCAACAACCCUAAUUCUUGGUCAGGUGCAGUUUGCUUUAGCUGAUAUUAGAGAUGGGUGGCUCUCCUCUCAUGGAGUUUGAGGAUGUGCCACUUUGUGUGUGUGUGUGUGUGUGUGUG